AUGCAACACGACAAAUCUCUACCUCUUCUAGACAAUCCUGGGGCCGUUGAGGCCGCCUGCUUCGCUUCAGUUCAGCAACCAUGCUGCUCAAAAGGGGGGGUUCCGGGCAGGGACCUCGACAAGGCUCGUCUUGCAUACAAAACGAGAGACGUACACGCCACAAGGCAAGCGAACUUGGCUCCUGGAGAGGCGCAUAAUCACCACCAUCAACACAGCAACUACAAUGAGUUGGCAUGUGCUCAUACAGAGUCUCACAAGCAAACAUCUUCGGACUAUUUAAAAGCAAUAGUAUUUGGGGGUCUCGAUGGUAUUGUUACUAUUUUCGCUAUUGUUGCGGGGUGUGUCGGCGCCAACUUGCAUCCCUCAAAGGUUGUCAUCAUCGGAGUUGGAAACCUCUUAGCCGAUGCAAUCAGCAUGGGAUUCGGCGAGUUCGUCAGCUCUGCUGCAGAAGAAGAUUUUGUGAAAAGCGAGAGAGAAAGAGAAGAAUGGGAGAUAGAGAACUGCCCCAAUGAGGAGAAACAGGAAAUGGUAGAAAUAUAUAGAGAUCGUUACGGCUUCACAGAAGAAGAUGCAGACUGUCUCGUCAACAUAACCUUCAAAUAUCGCGAGUUCUUUGUACAGCAUAUGAUGGUUGAGGAGCUGGGUCUCAUGGCUACGGAGGGCCCUAGCCCCAUAAGAAGAGCUUGCUGGGUGCCUGGCUGA
Eimeria mitis is the source of this 702-nucleotide messenger RNA. RefSeq names its product Vacuolar iron transporter, related. Gene Ontology annotation, biological process: intracellular manganese ion homeostasis. The coding region runs from base 1 to 702 and encodes 233 amino acids. Gene Ontology annotation, cellular component: membrane. The transcript is spliced from 5 exons. The record is from RefSeq and is a predicted model, not a curated record. NCBI's taxonomy places the organism in Eukaryota, Apicomplexa, Conoidasida, Eucoccidiorida, Eimeriidae. Gene Ontology annotation, molecular function: manganese ion transmembrane transporter activity; iron ion transmembrane transporter activity.